Molecule: messenger RNA, 1410 nt
Organism: Mobula hypostoma (lesser devil ray)
Lineage: Eukaryota; Metazoa; Chordata; Chondrichthyes; Myliobatiformes; Myliobatidae
Product: citrate synthase, mitochondrial-like
Exons: 11
Coding region: 1-1410 (469 amino acids)
Biological process (GO): carbohydrate metabolic process; citrate metabolic process; tricarboxylic acid cycle
Cellular component (GO): mitochondrial matrix
Source: RefSeq, a predicted model, not a curated record
AUGUACCUGUUGGCGUCGAACAGAGCGACGGCCAGGCUGUUGCGUAGUGCUAAGAAUACAGCGUGCACUGUAUUUUCCUUGUGGAGAGCAAGUUCCUCAAUGAAUUUGAAGGAUGUUCUUGCUGACCUCAUCCCCAAGGAACAGUCCAGGAUCAAGGCAUUCAAACAGCAGCAUGGCAAAACAAUCAUUGGACAGAUUAGCAUUGACAUGGUGUAUGGUGGCAUGAGAGGAAUGAAGGGCUUGGUGUACGAGACAUCAGUACUGGAUCCGGAGGAGGGCAUCCGUUUCCGUGGCUACAGCAUCCCUGAGUGCCAGAAGCUUCUGACCAAAGCUGCAGGAGGAGAGGAGCCCCUUCCCGAAGGCCUGUUCUGGUUGCUCAUGACUGGAGAAAUCCCCACAGAGGAGCAGGUCACAUGGGUGUCCCGGGAAUGGGCACGGAGGGCAGCCCUACCCUCCCAUGUGGUCACCAUGUUGGACAACUUCCCCAACAACCUGCACCCCAUGUCACAGCUGAGUGCUGCAAUCACAGCCCUCAGUAGUGAAAGCAGCUUCGCCCGAGCCUACUCAGAUGGAGUCAACAAGACCAGAUACUGGGAGUUUAUCUACGAGGACUCAAUGGACCUCAUUGCCAAGCUGCCUUGUGUGGCGUCAAAGAUCUACAGGAACCUGUACCGGGAGGGCAGCAGUAUCGGGGCCAUUGACUCUGACCUGGACUGGUCUCACAACUUCACUAACAUGCUGGGUUAUACACAACCUGAGUUCACUGAGCUGAUGAGAUUGUACCUUACCAUCCACAGUGACCAUGAGGGUGGGAAUGUAAGUGCACACACUUGCCACCUGGUGGGGAGUGCCCUCUCUGACCCCUACCUGUGCUUUGGGGCUGCUAUGAAUGGACUGGCUGGCCCUCUUCAUGGACUUGCCAAUCAGGAAGUGCUGAUCUGGCUGACUAACCUGCAGAAUGAGCUAGGUGAUGACGUGUCUGAUGAGAAGCUAAGGGACUUCAUCUGGAACACCCUUAACUCUGGCAGGGUGGUACCAGGAUAUGGCCAUGCCGUGCUGAGGAAAACUGACCCCCGUUACACCUGUCAAAGAGAGUUUGGUCUCAAGAACCUUCCCAAUGACCCCAUGUUCAAACUAGUGUCUCAGCUCUACAAGAUUGUGCCAGGUGUUCUCCUGGACCAGGGUAAAGCCAAGAAUCCCUGGCCCAACGUGGAUGCCCACAGUGGUGUCCUGCUUCAGUAUUAUGGAAUGAAGGAGAUGAAUUACUACACUGUGCUGUUUGGGGUGUCUCGAGCCCUCGGUGUGCUCUCUCAGCUGAUUUGGAGCCGCGCCCUGGGCUUCCCACUGGAGCGUCCCAAAUCCAUGAGCACAGAUGGUCUGAUCCAGCUAGUACAAAGCAAGUCAGAGUAA